AAUAAGUGAGCGCUGUAGAGUUUCCUGCAUGUAAAUGGCUGGUAUUAUGGCGUCGUCCACUGCAAGGGCAUUUCAAACAGUAAAGCCACAUAUUCCACUCAUAAAGUUUCGUGCUGGAAAACAGACAACAGCUAACCCUGCAAUACUGACCCCAGUUUCCCAAACAAAAGAAACAGAAAGAUCACCAUCCACCUCUAACAAGACAAAUGUUGCCAGUCCAGGAACAACUCUAGAACACCAACAAUUACCUAAGAGAUAUGCCAGAUUACCCCUAUCACUAGAAGAAAUGGAAUACAUACAGAGAGGUGGUCCAGAUUGACUUAGAAGAAUAAUAGCAUUAGAUGUUUUAAAUAAUUAUGUUUUCUUGUAUAUUUAUAACCAAUGUUGACAGUAAAACCAUCAAGAAGGAUGACUAUGUUCAAAA
Saccostrea cuccullata (small rock oyster) is the source of this 424-nucleotide messenger RNA. RefSeq names its product alpha-ketoglutarate dehydrogenase component 4-like. The transcript has 4 exons. The coding region runs from base 35 to 319 and encodes 94 amino acids. NCBI's taxonomy places the organism in Eukaryota, Metazoa, Mollusca, Bivalvia, Ostreida, Ostreidae. Gene Ontology annotation, biological process: 2-oxoglutarate metabolic process. Gene Ontology annotation, molecular function: oxoglutarate dehydrogenase (succinyl-transferring) activity. The record is from RefSeq and is a predicted model, not a curated record.